Messenger RNA from Psylliodes chrysocephalus, 4304 nucleotides. The record is from the annotation of a GenBank genome assembly. Lineage: Eukaryota; Metazoa; Arthropoda; Insecta; Coleoptera; Chrysomelidae.
AAAAUAAACCUUUGUUUAGAAUAAAAUUUACAACUGUAAAUUACUGCAUAGCGAUUUUAAACCAAAUGUAUUUCUUACAUUUAUUACCGAAUUGCUUGAUAUCAGCCAAUGAAUUAAUUUGACAUUGAGGCGAGAAUUAAAUCUUAUUGUAACAAUAUAACUUUAAUUGAUGAAAUGAAAUUGUUUUCAAAUUUAUAUUUAAACCUAAAUUGACAUAGUAUUUAUCUGUAAUAAUUUAUCGUUGAUAUUAAUAUACAUAUUUGCAUUGCAAAGUGAACUAGCUUUAAUAUUUUUUAAGAAUGUGACGAAUUAGGAACUCUGGUUCUAGUGUUUUAAUAAAAUGGAACAAAAGGUGAAAAAUUGUGAAACAAAGGAAAAUGGAAAAGAGAAAAAUAAGGAGUAUCCCGAAAAAAUUAAAGAAAAGAAAGACGAGUCUGUAUCUUAUUUUAAAUUGUUUAAAUAUGCAACAUCCUUGGACAAAUUUUGUAUGAUAACAGGAGCAUUGUGCGCAACAAUCAGUGGAGUGAUCCAACCCUUUUUGAUGCAAUAUUUUGGCGAAGUUACGGGAGCCAUUGUAGAAUAUGCCACCAAAUACGACCCAGAGCUAUGGUACGAAGAAAUAGAUGAAAUUAAUGCCAAUCUGGAGUACGCCGUUUGGUUAUUUGCAGUAAAGUCUUGUGUUACUGGGAUCGUCGUUAUUGUUACCAGUUAUUUGUCAUGUGUUUUGUUCAGUUACAGUGCUAUUAGACAGAUCUACAAAAUAAGAAAGAAAUUUUUGGAAAAAACGCUAAAUCAAGAUAUAGAAUGGUUCGAUAUGAACAAGACCGAUUUUGCUACAACCUUUACACAAAAUAUUACCAAAAUUGAAGAAGGAAUAGGAGAUAAAAUUGGAAUUUUCAUAUUUUUUGAAUCAUGCUUUUUAGCUGGUGUUAUCAUGGGUAUAGUCAACGGCUGGAAGUUGGCUUUAGUUUGUAUGGUGUCAUUACCAUUAUCAACAGGAAUUAUGAUGAUUAUAUCAUGGGUUUCCACUAAGUUUUCUGCUCAAGAAAUGGAAUCAUACGCAGCCGCCGGAUCUAUAGCGGAGGAGGUACUCAGCUCCAUAAAAACUGUAGUUGCUUUUGAAGGCCAUGACAAGGAAACAAGCAGGUAUAACACUCAACUCAGGUUUGCUAAAAAAAAUAACAUAAAGAGAGGAUUUUUUAACGCAAUAAGUAACGGAUGUUUAUGGUUUUUCGUAUACGCCUGUUAUGCUCUUUCCUUUUGGUACGGUGUUACGUUAAUUCUAGAGGAAAGACACCUACCAGAAGAGGAACAAAUUUAUACUCCAGGAAAUAUGGUCACAGUUUUCUUUUCCACGCUAAUUGCUACUUGGAAUUUUGGACAAGGAGCGCCAUUAUUAGAAACUUUUGGUACAGCUAAAGGUGCAGCUCAGAAAAUUUUUACUGUGUUAGAGAGUGAACCAAAAAUUAAAAAAUAUGUAAAUACUGGUAGAAAACCAAAAAAAUUUAUGAAGCACAUUAAAUUUGAACACGUAUUUUUUAAUUAUCCUUCCAGACCAGAUGUAAAGGUUCUUCAAGGUUUCAAUCUGCAAAUUGAUCAUGGUGAGACCGUUGCGUUGGUAGGAAGCUCUGGAUGCGGAAAGUCUACCUGUAUUCAGUUGCUUCAAAGAUUUUAUGAUCCAUUAAUUGGAAAAGUAAAAAUUGAUGAUAUAAAUAUUCGAGAUUUGAACAUGACAUGGUUAAAACAAAAAAUUGCCGUUGUUAGUCAAGAACCAGCUCUUUUUGGUACAACCGUAGCUGAGAACAUAAGGUAUGGAAAACUAACUGCUACUCAACAUGAAAUAGAAGAAGCUGCUAAAAAAGCUAAUGCUCAUAGAUUUAUAAUGACUUUACCCCACGGCUAUCAAACCAUUCUUGGUGAAAGAGGUUCUCAGUUAUCUGGAGGCCAAAAGCAGAGAAUAGCAAUAGCUAGAGCUUUAGUAAAGAAACCAGAAAUUUUACUUUUGGACGAAGCUACUUCAGCUUUGGAUACUACAAGUGAGGCGGAAGUUCAAGCUGCUUUGGAUUCAAUUAGUGGUGCUUGUACUACAAUAAUAGUUGCUCAUAGGUUAUCAACUAUUAGAAACGCCAAUAGAAUAGUGGUUGUAAAUGCAGGAAAAGUUUUGGAAGUAGGCACUCACUCCGAACUCAUGGACAAACAAGGAGAAUAUUAUAAUUUAAUAACAUCACAAGGAUUAACUGACACAAAUGAGGAUAAAGGUAGUAAAAGGUUGAGUAGAGCUUUAAGUGCAGGAGCAAAAUCCGCAUGUUCAGAAUAUGACGAGGAAUAUGAGGAAGAAGCAAUUGUUGAACAGCCUAAAACCAAAGGAGUUUUGGGAAAAGUAAUGAAAAUGAAUAGAGGAGAAUGGUUUUACAUUUUGUUGGGAUGCUUAUCGUCAAUUGUCACCGGAGCGUCUCUGCCUGUUUAUGGGCUUGUUUUUGGUGGAAUUAUGGGGGUUUUAGCAAAUGAUCAAGACGAAGUAGUUAGAUCGGAAAGUAAUAUAUACUGCGUCUAUUUUCUGAUAUUAGGUAUUGCCACAGGAUUGGCUAUGUUCAUGCAAAUGUUCACGUUCGUCAUAGCAGGCGAAAGCCUUACUUUGAAGAUAAGAGCCAAUACGUUUAUGGCUAUGUUAAAACAAGAAAUUGGAUGGUAUGAUAGAAAAGAGAAUGGUGUGGGUGCACUUUGUGCUCAAUUAGCAAGUGAUGCUGGGGCAGUUCAAGGAGCAGCUGGUGUACAAAUAGGAACAACUUUAAAUUUUAUUUCAACUUUCGUUUUGACUUGUGCUUUUGCGUUUUACUACGAAUGGAGGAUUACACUUGUGCUACUGUCUUUGUCCCCAGCAAUAUUUUUUUCAAUUUAUUUCGAACAAAAGAUGAUGAACGAAGAUGCUAGAAAGAACCAAAAGAUGCUUGAAAAGUCGGCAAAGCUUGCUGUAGAAGCAAUUGGAAAUAUAAGGACAGUGGUAUCUCUCGGCUGUGAAAAGGUUUUCCUAGAACAAUACGUCAAUGAACUAUCGCCGUAUUUGGCAACAGCUAAAAAGAAAUCGCACAUCAAAGGUAUCGUUCAAGGUAUGGCUAGGAGUCUGUUGAUGUUUUCGUAUGCUGCUGGUAUAAAAUAUGGUGCAAAUCUAAUAAUUUCCGGGGAAAUAGAUUAUGGAACAGUUUUCACUGUUAAUGAAGUGAUGAUAGUUGGUACUUGGUCUGUUGGUAAUGCGUUAUCUUUAUCUCCAAAUUUUCAAAAAGGCCUCCUCGCUGCAUCAAGAAUCAUAGCUCUUUUAGAACGAAUACCAGCUGUGAGAAAUAUUAUAAAUCCCAUCAAAUCCUUAUGGGACGACGAAAGUAUAGAAUUUUCCCAAAUAUAUUUUUCAUAUCCGACAAGACCAUCAGUAUCAAUUUUAAACGCUUUGAAUUUAUCAGUAUUAAAAGGAAAAACUGUUGCAUUAGUUGGAUCUAGUGGAUGUGGUAAAUCGACAAUAAUUCAAUUAUUAGAAAGAUUCUAUGAUCCAGGAUAUGGAGAAAUUUCAAUCGACGAUGUUGAUACCAAAAAUAUGGAAUUAAAAACUUUAAGAUCACAGCUUGGGAUAGUUUCGCAAGAGCCUAAUUUGUUUGAUCUGACGAUUGCUGAAAAUAUUGCGUAUGGAGAUAAUUAUAAAACUGUCGACAUGGAUACUAUAAUUGAAGCUGCCAAAGCUGCUAAUAUUCAUAAAUUUAUAACGCAACUUCCAUUGGGGUAUGAAACUAAAAUCGGUAGUAAAGGAUCCCAUCUUUCCGGAGGACAAAAACAAAGAAUUGCUAUAGCUCGAGCUUUAGUGAGGAAUCCUAAAAUACUUCUUUUGGAUGAAGCUACUUCAGCUUUGGAUAACGAAAGUGAAAAGAUUGUUCAAGAAGCUUUGGAUAAUGCUAGAAAAGGUCGUACUUGCAUUACAAUAGCUCAUCGUUUAACAACAAUCCAAGAUGCCGAUGUAAUUUGUGUUCUGAAGGAAGGGUUUGUAGCUGAAAUGGGAACACACCAAGAACUCCUCGAUAAAAGAGGAUUGUAUUAUAAAUUCUAUAAGUUACAGUCUGUACAAAGUGUGAAAUAAAAAUUAUAUAUUAGUAUUCCGUUACUUUUUCUGAUUACUAUUUUUUAGUGUUGCGUCCUCAAUUUGGCAAAAAUGAACCAGUAUUCAAUCCCUCGGCGUCUGCCUAUCUAUGUGUCUAUCCGUCUGUCAUAAGCUUUGAAACAGCUGGCACGUAUAUCGUAAUAAUUCUCAAUGUCAAACUUGU